Molecule: messenger RNA, 561 nt
Organism: Beta vulgaris subsp. vulgaris (sugar beet)
Lineage: Eukaryota; Viridiplantae; Streptophyta; Magnoliopsida; Caryophyllales; Amaranthaceae
Exons: 2
Coding region: 1-561 (186 amino acids)
Molecular function (GO): zinc ion binding
Source: RefSeq, a predicted model, not a curated record
AUGGAGAAGGCAGGUGCUCAUGAGGUGAUUGUGUUUGACUAUAAACAAGGGUAUUUGAGGUCAACUACUGGACGUGGAGACCGUAUUGCAGGGAAAGGUGGAAAGAAACACGGUGAACUUAAUGCGAAGACAUGUACAUGUGAGAAAGUCAUAAUAUAUAAGUUGCCGUGUUCUCAUGUCCUUGCGGUAUGUCGAUACCGGAGCUUGUCAUAUAGUGGUUUUGUGAACGCUUCCUUUCUGACUACCGAGUAUCGAUCUACUUAUAUGUCCUUUUUCAAGCCUGUGCUUGAUAUGCAUAAUUGUUCUCCAUAUGAUGGUCCGAGAAUUAUAGUUGAUGAGAGGCUAAAGCGUGGAGCUGGACGUCCAAGGUCCACUCGUAUACAAAAUGAAAUGGAUGCAGCUGAUAGGCCUAGCAAAUAUAGAUGUAGCAUUCAUAAGGUUUCGGGAUACAAUAAGCAAAGAUGUCUUAAUAAGAACGGUGAAGGAACAUCUGGGUCUGAUGGCGCAAUCCAUCUUUCCGUACUAGAUCGCAGCAUUCUCACUGGACAAGCAUCGAAGUGA